AUGGGAAGACAUGUGAGUUUAUCAAGCGAUGACAAUCAUGAUGCCAAUGCUCAUGUCGACGACGAAGGCGAAGACGACGACAGUGAAAACGAUGAUGAUGAUGUGGACGUGGACAUGGAUGUUGACGACAAUGUUGUCGCUGUUGUUUAUGUUGACGUUUGCGUUGGCAGCAGCAUCAUUCUUAGCAAACACGACGACGUCGUUUGCGUCGCUGACGCUACGGCUGCCCCUGCUGCUCAGCGUUCUGUUCCCCGUGCAGCCGGCAGCACCAACGUCGUCGUCGUCACCCCAGCCAGCGCAUCGGCAUCGGAACACUCGGAGAGUCCGAGUAGCAACACCAACACCAGCAUCAUUCAGACUUCGGCAGCCAUACACAAACAUAACAGUAACGACGACGACAACAUCAACAUCUCGCCCACUCCCACCCCCAUUCCCAGCAACAAGACCACCAACGCCGCACAACCCACCACCUGCACAACAGCAGCAACAGCAACACCAGGUUCCGUAUCCAUCUCAACAGCAGCAGCAACAACUCAAGCAUCCGUCCCCACCACCUGCCCCCCAUCUGCAGGAGCGACAACAACAAAAGCAUCCAAAAAUAAGAGAACCACAAGAUUUGCCACUGAAAAGCGAGACGCCAGCGACGAUAAUAACAUUACACCACUGGAACCCAUUGUCGUCACCUGCUCACCCUCACCCACAGCCGCAACAACUGCCAGCAACAGCAACACCGCCGUCGUCGCCGCCGCCGCCGUCAUUGCCGCCUCCUCGGCCAGCACGAGUAAACGCUCGCCAACGUUUACAGCUGUUACAUCUCCCGGCCAGCAACAGAGCUCUGUUAGCCAUCAACAGAGCCAUAACACCCCCACAACAGAGGCUGUGUGUAUCCUCGGAGGCGGUGGCGGCGUAGGCCCACUUCCGAAAUCGGUCACUGCAUCGUAUCUGCGCUGUGCAACGUGUGACGACUUGAGGAGGCAGCAAUAUCCUCCCCGUUAUUCUCUGAGUGGUGCUGGUGGUGGCACGACCAGGGGUGGCAAGGCAUCAUCAUCAUCGUCGGCAUUUGCUGCAACCAACAACACGUCUACGUGCCGAGAGUGCGCUGUUGCUGCAGCUGCAGUACUAUCAACAUCACCAAAAUAA
Messenger RNA from Musca domestica (house fly), 1140 nucleotides. RefSeq lists its product as uncharacterized. The transcript has 4 exons. The record is from RefSeq and is a predicted model, not a curated record. Bases 1 to 1140 code for a protein of 379 amino acids. Lineage: Eukaryota; Metazoa; Arthropoda; Insecta; Diptera; Muscidae.